AAAUUGCAACAGACGAAACGUUUUGCAAAUGAAUCAGCGUAACGAAUAGCUACACCCCAGAAAUAAAAAGCAUUUAUUUGGUUCGCGUCGUAUAAAGACAGAACGUGAUCUCGAUACUUGAACGAGGCUAUCUAACCCCGAUCCUAAUCUUUAAAAAAAAGUCGAUUUUGACAAAAGCUGUAUCUUGUCUAGACAAAACCACUGAACGUAAUACACAUCCGGGAAUGUAAACGCGAUUUAUAUCACAUCAUGUGUGACCUGGUGGAUUUGUUGUGACUCUUUCUCUUGUCGUUUACCUGUCAGUUUCUUAUGCAGAAUAAAGUUGAUGAAGCAAAGAUAUGAUGCAGUCUACACACCAUAAGGGAUGAAGUAACCGGCAAAACAAUGUUGAUCUGAAUUCAAAUACAUUAGUUAAGGAUAUCAUAUCAUCAGAAAGGGAUGUCAGAGAUGGACAGGGAAGCUCAUGCAGAAGAUGAGCCCAGAGGAGGGACUGGGUUAGUGGAUGCCUUUAAGAUCCUCUCUAAGGUCCCAUAUGAGAGACAGCUAAGCCUGACUUUCAAGUUGGGUGGCAGCCUGGCUGAGGAGCUGGUACAUGCCAUGUCUCUCAUCAGCCUCGGGAAGCGGUCAGAGGCACUGGACAAGCUCCAGGCUUUGGGAGACAACAACAUCAUUGCUAACCAUCUGGUUGAAAAGGUGAGAAUGUGUGGAGUCAAGUUGGAGGACUUAACAGUGAGCAUUGUUCCUUUCCAAGACUCUACCGUUGGCACCUUAGCAGACCUAGCGAGGAUUUUCAAGGUGUUGGCUGAGGAGAGGUUGUGUGACUCAUCUCUGAGGGAUUUGGCUUACCAGACGGCUCUAGCCACAUGCAAGCACAAUAACAGUGGUGAAGAGAGUUCUGAAUCAGAAUACAUACAGAUGCAGCUGAGAGAGGAAGCCAAACGGGUCUGCGGGCCUCAGAUUGAGGACACAGUUAGGGGGAAGUGUUUCCCUAAGGACUCCUCAUCAGGACUUUGCUCCAUCCCCCCACUGGACCAAGGGAGCACAGCUUUACAAAAAUCAGGCUUUCCCAAUCAGACAGGAAGUGGUCACAGUCCGCCGUCCUCCCUACGGGACGACACCUCCAUAUGUUCCUACCCUACUCACUUGGAGAUCAGUGUAUCCGAAACGGUUGGCUUUAAAACAAGCAACAUCCCUUCCCAGCCUCCUCCUCCAAUGAAUUUGGAGCCUGUGCAAUCACCUGUUCCAAAUUGUGGUACAAAUACAGGAGACGAAGGUGCAUUUAAAUACUUUUCCAGGGUUACUUCUCGGGAUACACCACCCACACAAAAUGUGCCUGAGCCUGUUAAAGGAGAAAUGGACAGAGUUACAAGUGUUGCAGUGUCUCGCGAACACAGAACAGGGUCAGAGGAGGUGAGAGUUUCACCCCUUUCUCCUUUCUCUUUUACUCCAGCUCACACUAAGUUUGAUAACCCUGAGAGUCCAAACGCACAUUCCGAACCAUGUCCAAAAAAUAACCUUGUGCCUACCUCAAACACCAAUAGGCCAACUUCUCAUCCGACUACCACUGAACCAGUGUCAGCAAGUGUUCCAUUGAAAACACCAAAUCAGAAGAUGGAGGAGGAGGAGGAAGCGUUUUUCUCCUUUGUCAUCUUGCAUGCAGCAGAGGACAAGGAUAUGGCUGAGAAGUUUAAAGAGAAACUAGAGGCUAUAGUUGUAGGUGAAGGAGCAACCUUCUCUCAGGAAUUUGCCGUCCCAGGCAGGAACACCCUCAUGUGUGUGGAGGAUGCCAUCAACAAUUCAGCCUUCACUAUCCUGAUGCUUACUCGCAACUUCAACACCCGUCUGCUGGAGGUAGAAACCAGUUCUGCGCUCAUGAAUGCCAUUGAGAACCGGCACAAGUACAACACUGUCAUCCCUUUUCUGCCACAGGAGAACCGUAUGCCCCGAGAGAACAUGCCCAAAGUUCUGAGGAUCUUUAUUCCGUUAGAGGAAGGUAAUGCCUUUGAGAAAAAGGCAAAAAGGGCCAUGGCUCCAGCAAAGAUUGCUCAACAGAGGACGGUGUGGUUGAGCGAGCAGGCAGUGAAGGCGCAGGUUAGGAGACAGGAGAGACUACGACUAGAGGAAAAGCUUCAAAUGGAUUUCAUUCGUGAAUGUCAGGAGACGAAAAGGCUAGAGAAUGAAAAAAUGCAGAGAUAUUUGUUGCAACAACAACUUGCCAAUCAACCCUCGACUCCCGCAAUGCCUCACUUUACUGCUCCAUUUUUAGGAAGUAUGCCUGUAAAUGUGUCCAAUAUGUCAGUGACACCACAGCAAGAUGGGUGGAGUCACCCAUCAGGAAACAUCCACAUUCAGAAUGCUCGCUAUAUCAUGUUUGGGAAUGACUCUAAAAUGACUGUCAGACAAGGUGGGGACAGCAGUGGGGAUGAAGAUGACAGGUUCUAAAUGGGAUAUGAUGUAAUAAAGGAGAGGAGGGUUAAAUGUGAUCUUGUGAAAGCUAGUUAUUCUGGAGUAAUCAUUUAGGGGUAUAUUCCACUUUUGGAAUAGAAAUCCUGUUUAUUUUCUUCUUGAAGACCAUUUUGUGUAUUGAUGGUGUUUUUACAUUGAAUAUGAUCAUAGUUCAAUGUUACAUUAGUUGAUUGCUUAAACAUUGUAUUUCCGAUGCCCUGUACCAUUUAAGAGAAUGUUCUCAUUUUGAAUCAACUGUCAUCGCUUGCAAAAGCUGUAAUUAAAAACAUCUGGAGACAAUGGUGCAGUCUCAGUCUCAGGUGCACAGAGAAUGAGAGGAUUGGUGCAAACUGGUGAAUAGGUAAUCAGAUUAGAUGAAAAAUGAGAAGUUUGUUUGGAUUUCAUUGGUGUAAUAUAAUUGUUUCCCUUUUAAAAUUC
This is a messenger RNA of Coregonus clupeaformis (lake whitefish), 2883 nucleotides long. RefSeq names its product toll-like receptor adaptor molecule 1 (gene ticam1). The record is from RefSeq and is a predicted model, not a curated record. The coding region runs from base 439 to 2442 and encodes 667 amino acids. Gene Ontology annotation, molecular function: protein kinase binding. Lineage: Eukaryota; Metazoa; Chordata; Actinopteri; Salmoniformes; Salmonidae. Gene Ontology annotation, biological process: TRIF-dependent toll-like receptor signaling pathway; response to exogenous dsRNA; positive regulation of natural killer cell activation. The transcript is spliced from 2 exons.